Crotalus tigris (Tiger rattlesnake) is the source of this 1690-nucleotide messenger RNA. It is a transcript of the gene FIBIN, whose product is annotated as fin bud initiation factor homolog. Lineage: Eukaryota; Metazoa; Chordata; Lepidosauria; Squamata; Viperidae. The record is from RefSeq and is a predicted model, not a curated record. The transcript has a single exon. Bases 853 to 1506 code for a protein of 217 amino acids.
CAAAAACCAGUGUCCUACUAUGGUCUUCAAAACUAGGCUGACCAGCCUCAUUUGGAGUUUCUGCUGGAAACAGGUUGCUGGCAUUUCUUCCUAAAUCGAAUCAACCUGACCAAAAAACUGAUUUGAUGAAAGAGUCUUUACAAGAUCCCCCUUGCACAGGAUUUCUUUUUCUAUGGGAAAGUCCUCUCCUCUAGAACAUGGGCUCUUCAAACAGAGAUGGUACUAUAGCUUUAAUAAUGAUAUGGAGGUAAGGAUUCAUUCCAAACUUGGUGUCUGGGCUUCUCGGUAAGCAACGGGGCCCACUGCUGUAAUUUGAGAGGAGGAGGAGAGAGACAGAGACACGAGACAGAGAGAAAGAUCCUACGCCAAAAGCUGGAGUCCCGCGUUAGCACCAAUCCAGAUGUAGAACUGGAAAAAAAAAGUAGCCCAAAGCGGUUGCAACAACUCCGGGCAGGUCUCACUCAAAUCUGGACUCAAGCACGCCCUCUCUCCCUCCCCGUUUUUUACUUGAAAGUUUUCUAACGCGCGUGGAGAGGCAGGAGAAAGGAAAACGUGGUUAAGGAAAGUUGGUGGGAAAGAAGCCAGAGGCUCCUCCUUAAGGUUUGUUGAUCUUCCCCAACCACCCCCUUCCCGGGAAAAACGAAGUUCUCGCGGGCAAAUCGGGUGCAACGGAGAACUCUCUGCGGGGAGCGAGAAGGGCCAAGCGACCGCUUUCCCACCGGGUCCCAAUGAAGUCCUGCACGAAGGGCGGUUACAACCAGAGGACUUGAACCAGGCGCGACCGGAGUUGCCUUUGCCCUCCACUUCGGGACGCUUAAGUUUGUCGGGCAGCUUCCCUCCCCCCCCCCCGGGAUGCUGUUGGGGCUCCACUCGUUGUGGCUGCUGAGCUGUUCGAUCAGCUUGUGCCACGGCUAUUUCGACGGCCCGCUUUACCCGGAGAUGUCCAACGGGACGCUGCAUCACUAUUUCGUGCCGGACGGGGACUACGAGGAGAACGACGACCCGGAGAAAUGUCAGCUGCUUUUCAGGGUGAGCGACCGCCUGCGCUGUACAGCGAACGGGGAGGCUGAGCGCUCGCAUCCCGUGGCGGCGGCGCCCACUCUGACGCUGCGCGAGGAAUUCACCGUCCUGGGCCGGCAGGUGGAGGACACGGCGCGCGUGCUGGAAGGCAUCCAGAAGAGCAUUGCCUACGACCUGGACGGCGAGGAAAGCUACGGCAACUACCUGCGCAGGGAAUCCACGCAGAUUGGCGACGCCUACGCCAACUCGGAAAAGUCGCUGGGCGAGCUGGAGAACAAGUUCCGGCAGGGCCAGGAGCACGAGAGCCACGAGGAGAGCAGUCUCAACGACGACUUCCUGGGAAUGCUGGUGCAUGCGCGGGCCCUCCUCAAGGAGACGCUGACCGUCUCGGCGGGCCUGCGGGACAAGUACGAGCUGCUCGCGCUCACCGUCCGGAGCCACGGCGCGCGCCUCAGCCGUCUCAAGACCGAGUAUCUCAAGGGUUGAGCAGGAGCGCCCCUCUUUCCUCCCCCCCCCCUCGGUGGCCACGCGGCGGAACUCUGCCGGGCAAGGACGGGUUUUCCUCUCUGCCACAUCCCGACCGACCCUUUGCUACUGGUACCACAGUGCAGAUCGUUUGCGAAUUUUCAUCAGAGCACUUUGAAAGAGCAAAGUAAAGGGCCUACCUUUA